GAACUGAAGCCCUCGGAACUUCAUGGUAAAUACUGUGCCAAUCAUCCGGUUUCCCUGUUCGAUGGAAUUUUUACAGCCGCACCUCCAAGAUCUAAGCCACUUGAACGUAAAACACGAGGCAGAAUUAGAAGCAUCAGUGAGAAUAUGAUGGAUGAAUCUACUCGAGAGAAUUCAAUAAAAUAUGGGAAAAUUGGCCAAUGGAUUUCAGAGAGCCGUGCCAGACGUCAGGAAUCCAAGGCAGAGAGAGAGCUGAGUAGAUCUAUAAAUCAGCGAUUUCAAAAAUCGGGAGUUUCUAGCAUUUCUCCAACUUCUACCUCUCCUCACACUUCUUUAAUUCCAAGAAAGGAAGCAGAAGCAGAUAAAGAUUGGAUGACUGAAGGUGGACCAUUUAUAGCUAUGGAUAGACGUUUGGCUGAACGAAUACAACAGUGGAAGCAAGGCAAUGCCGGUGAAGUAUUCGUCACCAGUGAACGUCUACCCAUGCCAAGUUAUCUAAUUGGCUACGUACUCAAUAGUCGCGGAACUUGUGAAGAGAUUCUUGAAAUUCACUCCUUAGAAAUACGCGUUCGUGCAGCUACAGGUGUAAAAAUUAAGUACCCAGCCAAUGAAGGACUUAUCACAAAUAUUGAGCCACCAAAAAAUAAGCGCUUCCGUGAAAUUUUAUCGUUGGGAGUGAAACAAACCAAUCAAAAGAGACGCUAUGUCAGUGGUGGUGGUGGUGGUGAAAGGAAUAGCCCGGAUGCGGGCAGCCCGAGGCUCAAGUCUCCGAUGUCUGCGGAUUCUACAACUGGUCAAAGGAGAAGAUCCGCUUCUUCAUUGGGUUUGCUGACUGAUACUACGGUCAGCAGUAGUUCGGAUUAUUUGGAAAUCUCGACGCAAAAAUUAGCUGCUAAACCACUCCGUUUUUCUUUCUCACGAUGCCAUACGUUAACAGAAGUAUUUGAAACUAUCUGCAAGUACUAUGUUGAUUAUUAUGGACGUGAUCUCAACAGUGACAAUACUCGUAUGUGGUUUGUUAUUUCGUCAAUCUUUUCUGAAACACCCACGAGAUCAAGAACUUCUACAACUGCAAAAACGGGCACAAGUAUGAGCAAUGGUAGCCUUAGUGGAUAUACCACCGAUGCCACUAACGACAGUGUUGGUGGUAGUAGUGGUAAAAGACUCACUGUAAUUCCCAUUGAUUUGAAAGUCGUUGGAGAUCAACAAUUAGCUCGCUACCUUGCUGAUCAAGAAACACUAUCCCAUUGCGAAAAGGACUGGUGCCCUGCUAGCAGUCGCUAA
This is a messenger RNA of Rodentolepis nana, 1281 nucleotides long. The record is from the annotation of a GenBank genome assembly. Lineage: Eukaryota; Metazoa; Platyhelminthes; Cestoda; Cyclophyllidea; Hymenolepididae.